This is a messenger RNA of Telopea speciosissima, 1771 nucleotides long. RefSeq lists its product as uncharacterized. Gene Ontology annotation, biological process: carbohydrate metabolic process. The record is from RefSeq and is a predicted model, not a curated record. The transcript is spliced from 3 exons. Bases 325 to 1731 code for a protein of 468 amino acids. Gene Ontology annotation, molecular function: hydrolase activity, hydrolyzing O-glycosyl compounds. Lineage: Eukaryota; Viridiplantae; Streptophyta; Magnoliopsida; Proteales; Proteaceae.
ACUCUUGAGCUAUAUUUGGUUGGAAAGUCAUCGUCCCAGAUCCAACUCAUCCAACUCAAAACUAAUAAAAAAAAUCCAAAGCAGUCAACCUCCUCUCCUCUUCUUUUCUUGUAAUGCAAACCAUGGCGUCAUCAGAAGGAAGGUGGAGCUGAGGCCAGAUGAGCUUGGGUUUCCUCAGCUAUGGAGGUUAGAACUUCAGCUAAACACAUCUCUGCAAGGUUUUUUCCCCUCCUCGUCAGAAUCUCGUCAGACUGUAUUGGAUCUACAUAGGUUGCAUUUUCUUAACUCCAGCAUUGUCUUGGAGAUAAAAUAAAGAGGAGAAAAAUGAGGAUGAGGAACAAACCAAGGAAACCAACUGCUUUCCGUUGCAAUGCAGGAAGCAGAUGCUCGUUAUCUGCUGUUGUCUGGGGACUGGUGGCCUGCAUUCUUAUGCUUCAUUUUUACUCCCUUGUACGUCACAAGGAUGGUGUAGGAGCAGAUACCCAGGUUCGUUUAAAACAACUCCCACUGACCCGAGAACUUGAAGAGGUUGAGGAGGAGAGUUUCCAGAUUCCACCACCGAGAGGCAGGCGGUCUCCACGUGCGGCAAAGCGGAGGCCGCAGAGGCGGUUUAAUUCACUAAUUGAUGAAUUUCUUGAUGAGACUUCCCCAUUGAGGCACUUGUUCUUCCCCGAUCAGAAAACCGUGAUAAACCCAACAAAGGAAACAGGUAAUGAUAGCCUCUAUUUCUAUCCGGGGAAGAUUUGGCUGGAUACAGAUGGAAAUCCUAUUCAAGCCCAUGGAGGAGGAAUCUUGUAUGUUGAGAGAUCAGGAACAUACUAUUGGUAUGGAGAGAACAAAGAUGGGCCAACUUAUCAUGCUCACAAAAAAGGAGCUGCACGGGUUGACAUAGUUGGUGUGAGUUGCUACUCGUCCAAGGAUUUAUGGACAUGGAAAAAUGAGGGCAUUGUUCUGGCAGGAGAAGAAAAUGAGACCCAUGAGCUUCACAAAUCAAAUGUGCUUGAGAGGCCAAAGGUGAUUUAUAAUGAUAAGACACGGAAGUAUGUGAUGUGGAUGCAUAUUGAUGAUGCUAACUAUACCAAAGCUUCUGUGGGAGUUGCCAUCAGCGAUCACCCCGUGGGGCCCUUUGAGUAUCUCUACAGCAAACAGCCCCAUGGAUUUGACAGCAGGGACAUGACAAUCUUCAAAGAUGAUGAUGGUAUGGCCUACCUCGUCUACUCCUCGGAGGACAACAGUGAACUUCAUAUUGGGCCCCUAACAGAUGACUAUCUCGAUAUCACCCAAGUGAUGAGAAGGAUUCUGGUUGGGCAACACAGGGAAGCACCUGCUCUAUUCAAGCAUGAUGGAACAUAUUACAUGAUAACAUCAGGUUGCACAGGCUGGGCCCCGAAUGAGGCGCUUGCGCAUGCAGCAGAAUCAAUCCUUGGCCCAUGGGAGACUAUGGGAAACCCUUGUAUAGGUGGGAACAAGGUCCUGAGGCAGACGACAUUCUUUGCUCAGAGCACAUUUGUUCUCCCACUUCCGGGGCUUCCAGGUUCAUUUAUCUUUAUGGCUGACCGAUGGAAUUCUGCUGAUUUGAGGGACUCAAGGUAUGCGUGGUUGCCUCUAGCGGUUGGUGGAGCAGCUGACCAGCCUCUAGAAUACAAUUUUGGAUUCCCUUUGUGGGCAAGAGCGUCAAUAUAUUGGCACAGAAGAUGGCGACUACCAGAUGAGUGGAGGCGUUGGCAGUGAUUGGGAAUUUUAAGGUUUUUUUUCCCUGGAAAAGAGAGGA